Eupeodes corollae is the source of this 1713-nucleotide messenger RNA. RefSeq lists its product as uncharacterized. Gene Ontology annotation, molecular function: nucleic acid binding. Lineage: Eukaryota; Metazoa; Arthropoda; Insecta; Diptera; Syrphidae. Gene Ontology annotation, biological process: DNA integration. The record is from RefSeq and is a predicted model, not a curated record. Bases 1 to 1713 code for a protein of 570 amino acids. The transcript has 3 exons.
AUGUUAGUUAGCAAUAUCCAACAUGCCCGCGCCAUCGAACUACACAUAUUCACAGAUGCCAGUGAAAGUGCCUUCGCAGCGGUUGGGUAUUUUCGUAUCCUAUAUCUAAAUGCAGUCGACAUUGCCUUCGCCUUCGGAAACACGAGAUGUGCACCCAAGAAAAUUCUGUCCAUCCCACGCCUGGAACUACAAGCUGCAGUGUUAGGAUGUCGUAUCCAAACAUCGAUUCGAGAUGGUCAUAACUUCCAGAUAUCUCGUGUUACCUACUGGAGCGACUCAAAAACGACUCUUUGGUGGAUAAGAUCUCCACAUCGCCGAUUCAAACCAUUUGUAGCCCACAGAGUAGCCGAAAUUCUGGACACUUCGAAUUCGACAGAUUGGAAUUGGGUUCCUACAGAAUUAAAUGUAGCAGACGCCGCUACCAGGGCUAUUAGCCCUCCGACUUUCGAACAAAACAGCCGGUGGCUAACUGGUCCAAAAUUUCUUCGUCAUCCGGAGGAUCAAUGGCCCAAAGAUCUUACUGUUGUGGUUCCAGACAAGCUCGAUGAAGAACUACGCGCCAAAGUUCUACAUAUAAAUCAGGCAAGUAACUUUAUAAUUAAAUUUACAAAUUUUUCUUCGUUGACUAGAUUGAAACGAAGCACAGCCUGGAUAAUGCGUUACUUUAAUUCACUACUUAGACAAGCUAGGGAAAAUAUAGCUGCUCGAAAACCUCAAGAACAAGCUACAGAUUUUAGUCCAGCAAAAUGCAAUUCUACACAACAACACUGCAAACUUCAUCAAAGGAAAGUAUUAACAGCUGCAGAAAUCAGGUCAGCCGAAAUAUUCUUAGGUAGACAAGCACAAACCCAAGCAUUUAGAGAAGAAAGAAUAGCACUCAAGAUGGGAAAUUCAGUUUCAAGAAAAAGUCUAAUCUACCAGCUAACGCCACAGCUAGACCAGGAAGAUUUACUACGAGUAAGUGGAAGAAUUGAUUUUGCUAAUUGUCUAUCAGCAGAUUGCUUAAACGUACAAAGAGAAACUGCCAAAGAUGUAAAAUUGCUAAAGCUAAACCUGCCACCCCACCGUUUAACGCCGUACGUUCGACUCUUCACAUACACCGGCUUGGACUAUUUCGGGCCGCUACAAGUAUCCGUAGGGCGACGGAGGGAAAAGCGAUGGGUGGCAUUGUUCACUUGCCUCACAAUAAGAGCCAUCCAUUUAGAAAUAGCUGCAGACCUGUCAACUGAUGCCUGUAUACUUUGCUUGAGGAAUUUUAUCAAUCGUCGCGGAGUUCCUGUCCGUAUACGAAGUGACAACGGAACGAAUUUUAUUGGGGCCAAAAAACAGUUGGGACGGGAACCAGAAUUGUUUGACACUGAUCGUAUUCAAAAUGAAUUGGCCACUAAAGGAAUUGAGUGGAAGUUUUCGUGUUCACUAAAUCCCAGUGAAGGAGGCAUAUGGGAACGGAUGGCGCAGUCGGUGAAGAAGGUGCUGAUGGUAACACUCCGAGAAGAAGCACCGCAUCUGGAAACACUCCGAAGCCUGUUAAUCAAAGCCCAAAACAUUGUCAACUCCCGACCGCUAACAGAAUUACCGUUGACAUCAGAAGAGGAUGAGCCGCUUACACCCAACCAUUUCUUAAUUGGAAGCGUGAACUCCACUCAGACACCGAACCUGGAAGACACACCAAUAGCAGUUAAAAAACAGAUUUUGGAAGCGAUGGAUACAUGA